Molecule: messenger RNA, 2484 nt
Organism: Mus caroli (Ryukyu mouse)
Lineage: Eukaryota; Metazoa; Chordata; Mammalia; Rodentia; Muridae
Gene: Slc39a13
Product: solute carrier family 39 member 13
Biological process (GO): zinc ion transmembrane transport; intracellular zinc ion homeostasis
Cellular component (GO): membrane
Molecular function (GO): zinc ion transmembrane transporter activity
Source: RefSeq, a predicted model, not a curated record
GUAAGAGGCGGAAGCGCCUUCCGCGCCGCCGCUCCGUCUAGCCCCCCGGAGCCGCGCGCGUCGGGUUCCGGACUGUCCCGUGUGACGUGGCUGCACGCCGGGGGUGGCUCCGGGCUGGGGGCCUAGUGGUGGGGCCGGGCGAGGCAGAGCCGGGGCGGGGCGCGACACUGCAGCUGGAUGGCCGGGCCCGCCCGGAGCGCUGCAUCUGCUGCCGCUGCCACCUCUGCCACUGCGCGCUCCCGGCAUGCCUGGAUGUCCCUGCCCUGGCUGUGGUAUGGCAGGCCAAAGGCUCCUCUUCCUCACUGUCCUUGCCCUGGAGCUCCUGGAAAGGGCUGGAGGUUCCCAGCCAGCCCUCCGGAGCCUGGGGGCUGCAGCUGCCUGUCGCCUGGAUAAUAAAGAAAGCGAGUCCUGGGGGGCUUUGCUGAGUGGGGAGCGACUGGACACCUGGAUCUGCUCCCUCUUGGGCUCUCUCAUGGUUGGGCUCAGUGGGGUAUUCCCCUUGCUGGUCAUUCCCCUGGAGAUGGGGACCCUGUUACAGUCAGAAGCUGGAGCCUGGCGACUGAGGCAGCUGCUCAGCUUUGCCUUAGGUGGACUCUUGGGCAACGUGUUUCUGCACCUGCUGCCGGAGGCGUGGGCCUACACCUGUAACAUCACCCCCGCCACUGGCUUGGCAUGGCCUGUUAGUGCUCCCCCUGCAGGUGGUGAAGGGCAGAGUCUGCAGCGACAGCAACAACUGGGGCUGUGGGUCAUCGCUGGCUUCCUGACCUUCCUGGCGUUGGAGAAGAUGUUCCUCAACAGCAAGGAGGACCCCAGCCAGGCCCCCAGCAAAGACCCCACUGCUGCCGCGCUCAAUGGAGGCCACUGUCUGGCCCAGCCGGCUGCAGAGCCCGGCCUGAGAGCCGUGGUCCGGAACCUCAAAGUCAGUGGCUAUCUCAACCUGCUUGCCAACACCAUAGACAACUUCACUCAUGGGCUGGCUGUGGCUGCCAGCUUCCUUGUGAGCAAAAAGAUUGGGCUUCUAACCACCAUGGCCAUCCUCCUGCAUGAGAUCCCCCAUGAGGUGGGUGACUUUGCUAUCCUGCUCCGGGCUGGCUUUGACCGAUGGACGGCAGCCAAGCUACAGUUUUCUACAGCCCUGGGAGGCCUUCUGGGGGCCUGCUUUGCCAUCUGUACACAAUCCCCCAAAGGAGUAGAGGAGACAGUGGUCUGGAUCCUGCCCUUCACCUCGGGAGGCUUUCUCUAUAUCGCCUUGGUGAAUGUGUUACCCGACCUCUUGGAAGAAGACGACCCGUGGCAUUCCCUGCAACAGGUGCUGCUGCUCUGCUCCGGUGUCGUGGUGAUGGUGCUGCUUUCAUUGUUUGUUGAAUAACCACUGCUCACAGCCCACUCUGCACAGCGAGUAAUGAGACUCCAGUCUGUUCUGUGACCAUGUGUGAGAGGCAGAGGGUGAAUGCUAGAGCCAGCCUCUCACUGCACAGAGGGUGUGUGGUGUGCACACGCAGCCAGAGUGGGAGAGAGACCGACACUGUGACCCCUGGGUGCAGAGCCCAGAGCCCAACGUAGCACCUGCCAGGACACCCCACUGUCACCUAGCAGCAAGGAAUGACAGCACCGGUGCCAGCACAGGCCUCACUUCUCACUGACAAAGAAACCAGCCCAAGGAGCCCAGGGCUACAGCCCAAAGAGAGGGCCAUAGCCCAAAGUUGUUCCUCCUUGGGGCUCUAGCCCAAGAGAGAAAAAAAGAAAAAUCAAACCCUCUGCUUACACAUCUAGGCCCCAAGCACUGUAGAGGCAGAGGGAACACAGCUUUUCCCUGCUGUCCAUUUUCCUUACCCUUCCUACUUACCCCCCUCUACAGCCAAAGAAAUGGGAGGUGGGUGCUGUGUAGUCCCAGCUCCCACUCAGCACUGAUGUCCUACCCCUCCCCAACGCUGAGCAGGCAGCUGCUCCAAGACCUCUCUCUAGGGGCAGCCAGCCUGGCGAGCAUGUUUCCCCAACAAAUAUUCCCUGGCCACACAGGCAGCUCUCACCACCUCCAGCUGCCAAACAGCAGCCUGCAAGUCAGCAAGUAGUCCAGGCUAGCCGUCUCCCAGCACAGCUCCCCGGGAUGCUCCUGCCAGCACAGGGUCCAGCAGGCACGCAUGCCCCAGGCAGAGACAGUGAGCCUUGCUGCCCUCUCCAGCUCAGGGGCCCUUGUCCUUUGGGUUAAGAGUAAGAUGGGGGUGGUGAGGGCUCCACAUUGUCAGUGCUCAGGAAUGUGAACUGGAAGAAUGCUGAAGCCAUAAUCCCCAACUAUUUCCCUUGGCCGACACCCAGGUACUCAGCUGGCCCAAUCUACAGCCAGACUCCAGCCCUGCUGCUCAACUGUGGAUGUUAGAGAUGUGGCCACUGAAGAGUCUGAAUGACCACAGCAGUUAUGCUGUGGCUCAUCUUUAUCUGUAAAUACUUGUUCUGUAGAUAUAAAUAAAUAUUACUUAGACCGGC